GCGGGUGACAUUAUCAUUUGUCCUCCUUGUGCCGCAUAAAUCCCUACUUCCUUCUGCCGAAACCAAUUGCCUCUUGACGGUCGCGUUUCUAUCAGAUUAGCAAAUUAGGAUUGUAUUCGGAUCCCCUUCCGAUAAGUGGAUCGGAGAUGGGAGGAGGCAAUGGCCAAAAGUCGAAGAUGGCCCGUGAGAAGAACAUGGAGAAGCAAAAAGCUGCUGCUAAAGGAAGCCAGUUGGAUUCGAACAAGAAAGCAAUGACGAUCCAGUGCAAAGUAUGCAUGCAAACAUUCAUGUGUACAACUUCAGAGGUGAAGUGCAGGGAGCAUGCGGAGGCAAAGCACCCCAAGUCGGAUAUGUACGCAUGUUUUCCCCAUCUUAAGAAAUGAAUGAAAGUGGAGGGUUACUUACAGAUAGGUCGGGGCACUAUGUUUACUUAUGUAAAUCUUUAUUAUGGUUACCCCAAAUACUUGCAAAUCAAUUAGUUAGACAAAUGUGUUUUAUCUUUGAAGGUGAAACUGGUUUGAUCUGUGUAUCGUCAAUCUGAGUGUUCGAACAUUCUGUCUCUUUGUUGAGGUGGAAUACUAAAGUUCAGCCAAGGGCUAAUUAGUAACACCUCAAUGAAGUACAUCUGCUGUUGUUUGGACGAGAAGGAUCAAGUAUUGUUGAAUUUCUUAAUGUUCCUGAGUAUUAAGUAUAAUAGCUCAUCGAUUCAACAA
Messenger RNA from Carica papaya (papaya), 713 nucleotides. RefSeq lists its product as uncharacterized. Lineage: Eukaryota; Viridiplantae; Streptophyta; Magnoliopsida; Brassicales; Caricaceae. The record is from RefSeq and is a predicted model, not a curated record.